CGUUAUUCAGUUCAACGGAUCAGUCAAUUAUUCAGUUUGAUAUUAAAUUAUUUGUGAAAAUGUUGCGGCGGAUUUUUCCGCUGGCGGUACUGCUGGUGUUCGCUGAUGUUGUUAUGAAAGCAUCAUGCACUGAGAAAGGGAGUUUGACCUUUGUAAUAGAUGAUACUCUCUCGAUGACUGAUGACAUAGAUCACGUCAAAAGAAGCGUGGACCGGAUCAUGGACAUAGUGUUCAAUGAGAAGGCCAGUGUGAUCAGCAACAUGGUACUCGUCACAUUUAAUGACCCAGAUGCACGUGUGAGAACAAGGACGGACAAACGUGAAGAAUUUAAUAGAGCAUUGAGAGAAGUUUAUGUGCACAACUACCAUAACUAUGACUGUCGAGAACCAUCCAUGAAUGGAUUGAUCCUCGCUUUGAAUGAGAGUAAUCGUGGCUCUCACGUGUACGUUUUCACCGAUGCUUCAGCCAAAGAUCACAAGAAAGCCCACAUUGCCAAAGAAUUGUGUCAGAAAAAGCAAUCUCAGGUGUCUUUUGUGAUAACCGGAAGAUGUACGGUGUCUUAUCCAGAUAAAAUGAUGAGUGUGUAUUACGAAAUAGCCCAGGCGUGUUCAGGGUUGGCAUAUGAAGUGAACAAAAAUGAAGUGUCAGAGGUACUCAGACCUAUAACUGACAUUAUAAGCGGUGAAAAGGUUAUAAUUACAGUAACCACUGUUCCAGCCCAUAUUUACAAAGAUAUUCCAUUCGACGUAGAUGACCAAACUGAAUACGUCAUCGUCUCCGUGUCCGGUAAGGAUGUGUACUUAAAAUUAUCUGGACCAACCGGCAGACAGGAAAACUUAAUGUGGAAUGCCAACGGUAAAGUAGUGAAGUUGGUUGAUAUAAAACCUGGCAGAUACACCGCUACAGUGAAAGGUGAAUCCCAGACAUCCGUCGUCAUAGUGGGCAGAUCUGAUUUCCUCUUCAAACAUGGAUUCUCGGAACUGAAGCCUAAGACACUCAACGAUACUUCGCUCCAACCAAUUGCUAACACAAAUGUCCAUUUGUCAGUAUUAGUUUCUGACGAACGCCAAACAGUGGAAAUACUAAAAGCCCAGAUCUUAGGAAUGGACGAAAAGCCAAUCAGACAAGAUCUUACUUUGACAAAAAUUUCAAAAGGUUUUUACAUUACGCCAGCCUUAAUCACACCGACUGAAAGAUUCAAAGUAGCGGUGAUCGGGAGAGUGAAAGCAACGGGACGCAUUAUAAAGCGUAUCGCGAAGAUUCCUAUUACGCCUCAGGAGCCACCCAUAAAAUUACCAGACAAACAAGCGCCUAAAGCUGUAAUUUCCGAGGGAAGAGAAACGACCGUAGAAUACAACAGUUCUUUGAAAUUAACUUGCAAAGUGACUGCAUUCCCCAAGCCUAAGAUAUCUUGGUACAAUCAACAGGGACAACUGAUAGCUUCUAAAAGUUCCAUGAUUGAAUACCCUUAUGACUACAUAAGUUACCUGGAGAUGCCUGUCGCAAAAGAAGAUAGCUAUAUUUGCGUUGCAGUUAAUGAAGAGGGAACUAAAAAAGUUUCGAUUAAAGUCAACGUAAAAGAUGCUUUCACUGUUGUUAAUAUCCGUCCAAGUGUGAAUCUGGAAUACGGCAAGCCAGGUACCAUAACAUGUGACAUCAAAUCAAGGCUUCCUAUGGAUAUUCAUUGGUACUUUAUUGAUGAAAUGUCAGGUACAAAGAAAGAAGUAGCCAAUUCUAACGAGUACUCAAUAACAGCAGACAAAACUCAACUAAGAAUAAAAAAAGUUGAUCUAAACUCAGUUGGAAAGUAUGUCUGCCACGCUUAUCUGGUGAAUAAUAGAAAUGUCAAAAAGGAAUUGAGUCAACGAGUUGAAGUAACUGGUUUAGUUCCACCGAAAAUACAAAUGCAUACUAACAUAAAAGCGAUCAAGGGUAGGCCUGCCUUUUUAGAAUGCAAAGUAAAUGGUGUGCCUAUUCCAACUAUUAAAUGGCACUUUAGAGGCAAAUCUAGUUCAAAGUUUAUACCACUGGCUGAAACUGGAACCGUGAUACGUAUUAAUAAUGUAGAAGCCAAACACGGUGGUCAAUAUAAGUGUGUUGCAGAAAACGCAUUGGCUAAAGAUGAGAAGGUUACAACGUUAAUCCUUCAAGAAAUGCCCAAGAUAGUAUCCAGUUCAUCUGAUGGUUCAUUUGUCUAUCGAAGCACUGAAGGAGAUGCUACUCUGAAGAUACCAUGCGUCGCCGUUGGAGACCCUAAACCAAGUAUCACCUGGAAAACGGAUGGCCGACCUAUUGUAGUGCCAAGCUCCAAGUAUGAGGUAGAAGAUGGAACGCUUGUAAUAAGAGAUCCGAAAGUAACAGAUACUAAGUCCUAUGACUGUGUCGCAACAAAUGAGGCUGGAUCAGUGUCCACGACUUUCAAAGCUUUCAUUCAACAGAAACCAGAAGUUCAGGGUGUUGCUACUAAGAAAGUUGAACUUGGAAUGCCCGUGGAUAUUGAAUGCAGGGUCGUCAAAGGUUGGCCAAAACCGAAUAUAGCAUGGUACGUGAAUAACCCGGGAAAACAAUUCGUGCGAAUCGACGGAACGACAAAUGUAAUUCAUAUUGCUAAAGCAGAAAACAAACACACAGGUCGCUACAUGUGUUUGGUUCAAAACGAAGCUGGAAAAACCGCACACGUCACUAGUCUUACUGUGGAAUCACAACCAGAAAUCGUUACAAAAUCUAAAUCUGUAGAAGCCAUAGAAGGUGAUAUAGCAAUAAAAAUACCUUGCGAAGUUGUAGGGGUCCCACAACCUGCUAUUACAUGGAAACGAAAUGGAGCUAUUAUCAUGCCCAAUGCGAAGUACUCGUUUGACAAUGGAUCGUUGGUUAUUCAGAAUCCGAACAAAAUUGAUGUUGGAAAUUACAUCUGUGAAGCUAAAAACUAUCUUGGAUCAGUCAGCACCACGACAGAACUUAAACUGGAAAAACGACCCAGCACCUUCGGUACACAACAUUUCGUGUACAUUUUAUAUGGUAAAAGUAAAAAAAUAGAAUGUGAAGCAUAUCGUUCAAAAUCUCAAUCACUUAAAUGGUUCGAUAAUACAGAAGAGUUGCAUAAAAAAUACAUUGAAAUAAGAGACGCAUCAGUUUCAAAUGAUGGUAACUACACAUGUCAUGUGAGUGAUAAGCAGGGACACUCGGAAACACACACGUAUAUAGUAAAUGUUGGGGGCCCACCCAAACUAUCGGGAGAUAAUCCUCUUAAUGAUUGGCGUGGCGAUGUGCAAGAACUCGUUUCUAACUGCGAUAGUAAGGCAAAACCACAAGCUCACCUGGUGGAAGCAAAAGACUUUAGAUAUGCCGCUGAGAUGAAUACUACAUUUAUCGAUCCUUUGAAUGUAGUUCCAGUUUGGCGCCCUUGUAAUGCUUCUCAGACAUCAUGGGAAUCUAUCAAUAAAAUGGUAAGAGAACAGACAAUUUACGAUGAAUUUGUUGCUUGGUCUGGAACUCACACGUGGCAGAGGAAGAAUGGAGCUAUUGUACCACGAUAUUUAUGGAAGGUACUUAAUUUCGAUGAAGAUGAAAUUUUUGCGAUUAUCUACGUCAACGAUCGCACACCAACAGACUCGGAUAUUAAAUGUGAAAACGUCUGUAACAGUGACGAUGAACCGUGGUUCAAAGUUAGUGACAAGUACACCUACUGUUGUUCACUGCCAGACUUCUUAAAGGCAUUCGAUUAUCACGACACUAAUAUUGGAGGCAAGUAUUAA
Molecule: messenger RNA, 3755 nt
Organism: Spodoptera exigua (beet armyworm)
Lineage: Eukaryota; Metazoa; Arthropoda; Insecta; Lepidoptera; Noctuidae
Source: the annotation of a GenBank genome assembly